Molecule: messenger RNA, 1656 nt
Organism: Symbiodinium natans
Lineage: Eukaryota; Dinophyceae; Suessiales; Symbiodiniaceae
Source: the annotation of a GenBank genome assembly
AUGGCGUACGUUCGGCGCUUGCUGGGAAUCCUGCGUCAGGGACCACCAUGGCACGCAUGGUUGGCCUCACACUCCUGGACAGUACAAGGCCUUGCCUGUGCCGCAGCUACAAUUGCAUUCGUACUCGGUGGACUGGUGCAGGCAAUGCAAGCAGUUUGCCCACAUUGCAUCGCCAUCGGCACGACCCUGAUGACAGCUACCUUGGCUGCUGGGGCUGGCAAGGUGGUGUGGGAUACGCUGCAGAAGGUCGAUGCAGCUGCAGGGGAUGCUUCGAUCAUGUUGGAACAGGAGAGUUUGGCACCUGGGGGUCUACUUUGGCUGCAGCUUUUGGGUGCUGCCCUGGUUGCAUUGGCAGCGUCGGCCACCGUGACUUCGAUCUGCAGCCGCAGGACCAGGCUGACCCAGGGUGCAGAGGCCUUUUCAACCGCUUUGCUCGCGGUGCCGCACGGGCUGCUCAACGAGCUGCGCGUGGCCGCUUUGUGCUUGGUGGUCUUACAAGUAGGCAGCCUCUUCGCUUGCACGGCUCUGGUUCAGAGUGCCGCCUCACUAUCCUUACUGCCCUUGCGGCCUGCACAUGCUCCAGGGCUUGUGGGGCCUGAGGGGCCCACCGUGAGGCCCACCGUCGUGGGGCCCUCGGGACCAUUGCCAGGAACUGAAGGUUGGAUGGAUAUGCGCAGACCCACUCUUGGUGAGGCGUGGCCACCAGAACCUCUGAUCUCCGACAUGCAGGCUUUCGUGUUCUCUGAUGUCUUCAGCGUAUUCCUCCUGCUUGUGUUGGUGAUGAUGUGCGGCUUUUGGCUGCAGCUCAUGGAAAGUAUCUUUCGUGGCAAGGUAGCCCUCACCGUGGCAUUCUGGUACUUCGCCCUGGAUCCCGAAGAUGUGGCCAAGCCACUGGCAUCUCCACCGUCAGUAUGGUGGGUGCUGACGAGACGGCAUGUUGGAACUUUGGCCAAGCAUGCCUGCUUCGUGCUGCUGCUUCCCAAGCUCCUGUGCUCUUUCCUGUGUGGGUUGUCGGUUUCCAGAACGAUCUCGGGGUCGCACUCUGAUGGGCCGGGAGCGGCACAGAGUGGAUGUGAUCAGUGCAGAGUCUGCGUGUGGGAAUGGGCGGCAUGGGCACAGGCCUGCUCGGGACAGCCGGCGGUGUGUCUGUCUGUUUUCCCAGGGCACGAUUUCUUUGAGGCAGUCAGCAUGAUUGCGGAGUCCGUGCCCCUGGCCUUGGAUACAUUGCGAGCACAUUUAGGGGCUGCGUCGCUCUCUGCCUUCUUCACGGGUGCCAGCUUGCCAUUCUUGGUCGUCACACUGCUGUCCUUUGUGGUUUGGAGGGAGCCUGACGAAGUCGGGGAUCACCGGUCAACAGAAGACACGCUGCAGCUGAUGUGGCUCUUGAUAUUGCUCGUGGUGGCACUUCCCGCUGGCCUGGCCUGGUCAACCUUCAGUGAUGCUUUGACGGACUCCCUGCUGACCUGCUGUCUCUUGGAUGAUGUUUGGUUCCAAACCUUCCAAGAAUUCCGGGAAGAAUUCCGAGAAGAUUUCCGGGAGGCGCCGACUCCUCGGACCGUCCCGACAAUCCCGGUGACCCACGCUUCCUCCCAUGUGCUGUGGAGCAGCAGGCUGGUGCCUGUAAGGCUCCGCAUCUUCCUGACUCCGAAGCCGUGA